UCUUCAAGUAACCAAAAACAGCUGUUUAUUUUGUUGACGUCUAACGUGCAGCAGAUUCUUAGCAAUUUCAUCAAAAUGCCGCAAAUUACGGAAAAUGGACAGGAUUUUGAUGUGGUCAAAUACUUUCUGCAACUACUGGAGGAGGACAAGGAUCUGUCCUCAGGCAUUGCGGCCAUCAGGACACUGCUCAUGAUCCUGGAAAAGAAACAGUUUGGCACCAUUCAUAUUCUGCACACAACCAUGAGGGAAGCGGUGGCCGCCAUGCGAAAUACGGAUCUGUCCAUUGCAGCCAUUGUUUCCGCCGGAGAGCUCUUCUGCCGGUUCAUCACCCUCAGUCUGGACGACAAGGACAUGGAGGAGUGCCGCAAGAUUAUGUUGAAUCGCGGCAAAAUCUUUCUCACCAAGCUGCUCAACUCGCGGCAGGUUAUUGCCCAGCAGGCCCAGAGGUUCAUCACGGAUGGCUGCCGCAUACUGACACACUCCAGAUCUCGAGUUGUCCUCAAGGCUUUAAUAACAGCCUCCCAGAACAAGAAGUCCUUUCACGUCUACGUGACGCAGGGAGGCACAGGAAACUCUGGAGAGGAGAUGGUUAAGGACCUACAUGCCGCUGGUAUAGACUGCACUCUGAUCCUGGACUCCGCCACUGGCUAUGUAAUGGAGUCUGUGGACUUUGUGAUGGUGGGCGCUGAAGCUGUGGUGGAAAGUGGCGGCAUUAUCAACCGAAUCGGCACCUACACCAUGGGUUUGUGUGCCCGUGAGAUGAAAAAACCUUUCUACGUCCUGGCUGAGAGCUUCAAGUUCAGUCGUCUAUAUCCACUUAAUCAGCGGGAUUUACCAAAUGAAUAUAAAUACUCCCGCAAACACCUGAACGAUGUGAGCAAAGUGCACCCACUGGUCGACUAUACGCCUCCUGCCUACAUAACGCUGCUCUUCACCGAUCUGGGAAGAUUAACGCCCUCCGCCGUGAGCGACGAAUUAAUCAAACUCUACAUGUAAUUGGACAAUAAAGAAAUUGCACUUAA
This is a messenger RNA of Drosophila elegans, 1022 nucleotides long. It is a transcript of the gene eIF2Balpha, whose product is annotated as translation initiation factor eIF-2B subunit alpha. The transcript is spliced from 6 exons. Lineage: Eukaryota; Metazoa; Arthropoda; Insecta; Diptera; Drosophilidae. Bases 76 to 996 code for a protein of 306 amino acids. Gene Ontology annotation, molecular function: guanyl-nucleotide exchange factor activity; translation initiation factor activity. Gene Ontology annotation, cellular component: eukaryotic translation initiation factor 2B complex. The record is from RefSeq and is a predicted model, not a curated record. Gene Ontology annotation, biological process: translational initiation.